Messenger RNA from Erythranthe guttata (spotted monkey flower), 2383 nucleotides. Its product is annotated as transcription factor TCP4. The record is from RefSeq and is a predicted model, not a curated record. Gene Ontology annotation, molecular function: DNA-binding transcription factor activity; sequence-specific DNA binding. Gene Ontology annotation, cellular component: nucleus. Lineage: Eukaryota; Viridiplantae; Streptophyta; Magnoliopsida; Lamiales; Phrymaceae.
AAAGAAGCAAACAUUGGCUUUGGGAUUGAGAAAGCUGAGGGGUGGGAAAUCGAAACAAGUAGGCAAGUAGACAGGGCAAAUUUAGGCUGUACAAAAAGCAGAAGCAGGAAAGCAGAAGCAGAAGCAGAAAAGCAGAAGGGGCAGUGAUGGUAUCUCUACAGAGAUCUUUAAUCUCCCUUCUGACCCAAACACUGCCUCCCACACCACCCCUCUUAUAGCCCCUUGACAGCGACACACCUUUUUCUACCUUCUGUUUUCUCAUAUUAUAUUAUUAUAACCUCUAUUCCCUGUUUGGAUAACGAUUAUGAAAUAACAAUCACUUCUUCAUUUAGCUUCCAGCUUUUUCGGUUGCUAGAGGAAUUCCUUCAUUCAGAAGCUUUGUGUAAAAUUAAAGAGGAUGGGUUAGGGCCUUUAAAACGACGCUGUUUUAAGGUUGACGGAAUUAUUAGGGUUUUGAUUACUGGUAAUUAAUCGAAAUCUGGACGAGGGUUUCAGUCUGGAGGAAGAAGAGGAGGAGGGAGGAGAAGAUCAGUCGCAGAAGCACCGCCGCUAUCCGGAGGGAGAAGUUUUCCGGCGGUAUUUUUACGGAGGAUUGUUAGACGGACAGACGGAGAAGAAAAGCAGCGUGUACUUUCCUUCUUCCUCCUUAUCGCUGGAGGCCACCGCCGAACAUGCUACUAGACUGGCCGAUAAAAUGGCAGAGAGCAGCCAUCCGCCGUCGCGAGUGCGCCUGAGGAACGGCGGCGGCGGCGGCGGUGGGGGGGAGAUAGUGGAGGUGCAAGGCGGGCAUAUUGUGAGGUCUACCGGGAGGAAGGACCGGCAUAGUAAAGUCUGCACCGCCAAGGGUCCGAGGGACCGGCGCGUGAGGUUGGCCGCCCACACCGCCAUCCAGUUCUACGACGUUCAGGACCGGCUCGGCUACGACCGCCCGAGCAAGGCCGUUGACUGGCUCAUUAAGAAGGCUAAAUCCUCCAUUGACGAGCUCGCCCAGCUGCCACCCUGGCACCCCACCAACUGUUCCGCGCCGCCACCCAAUAACUCGAGUUUCGAACAACAUGAAGCGGCGGCGGCGGCGGCGGAGCUAGACCACAACCACCACCAGCUUGGUUUGCAGCAUGAUGAUUUGAUGAUUAAUAGUGUUUCCGGCGCUUCGAGUAAAAGAUCAAUGGCGGCAAUGCUCGGAGGAGGAGAAGACAGAGGACAGAGUUCGAGCUUUCUUCCGCCAUCGCUGGACUCGGACGCCAUUGCAGACACCAUCAAGUCCUUCUUUCCGAUGGGCGCCUCCGCCGUGGCUAGUUCCUGUUCCGCCGCUAUGCAGCAGCAGCAGUUCCACAGCUUCCCAACUCCCGAUUUUCUCCAGUCAAGAAACACUAGCCAUAGCCAAGACUUGAAGCUUUCUCUACACUCUUUUCAAGACCCAAUUUUGCUCCAUCACCACCACAAUCAGCAGAACCCUACUCACCACAACACAGAACAAACAAAUCAAGAACAACAUAUUCAAGGUCAUGUUCUGUUAAGCGGCAUUCCACUAGGUUUCGACGGUACUUCAGGCUGGGGGGCUGAGCACCACCACCAGCAGGCGGCUGAGCUCAGCCGCUUCCACAGGCAGCAGUCUUGGAACUCCGGCGGCGGCGGCGGAGGAGGAGACAGUGGAAAUUACUUGUUCAAUUCGCCUUCUCAGCCAAUGCUGCAGCAGCUCUUAGGCCAAAACCAAAACCAAAACCAAAACCAGUUUGUUUCACAGAGGGGACCCCUUCAGUCCAGUAACACACCUUCGAUUCGUGCUUGGAUGGACCCAUCCGCCACCGCCAUAUCAACAACUUCCACCACCACCAGCUCCGAUCAACACUACCACCACCAUCUGCCCAUCUAUCCAUUGGGAUUUGGUUCCGGCAUCGGUUCUUUCUCGGGGUUCAACAUUCCAGCACGAAUCCAAGGUGACCAAGAGGUGCACGAUGGCUAUCCAGACAAGCCUUCCUCUGCUUCCUCCGAUUCUCGCCAUUGAAGUCCAGCUCACAAGACUCCAUUUUUUCCCAUUAACAGGUGUUACAAUUUCAAGAAAGCAAAGGGAAGAAGUUUGAGUGAGCUUUACUGAACACGGCAACUUACCGUUGAGGUGAAGAAUCCCGACACUAGUUUUCUCGUUUUUUUUCAACUCCGGUUCGUUUAUUCUACGUCCGUUUCCUCUUAUUUUCAAUUGUUUUUUCUUCUCCAGCUUUUAGUUUCGCGUCCGAUCGACUAUGUUUUCUAUUUUCCGUUGUUAAGACUCUACUAUGUCCAGUUACUAAUAAUGCAGCUUCUAAUAUUCGAUCACGAACUUUAGCAUUACAGGAGGGGACAAGACAUGUUUUAAUGAAAUAAAGUUUUUCAUUUUCGUACAAAA